AUGAGGCUCCUCAACACCCUCUCGCUGACUUCCCUGGCCAUCGUCGCAGCCGCCCUUCCCAAGCCUUGCCACCACGCCAUGAGCCACUUCCACCUGACCCCCGGCGCCUGGCACGGCCCUUGGGCCUUUGACCUGGUCCGCGCCGAGCUCGAGGCCCAGGGCUACACCACCUCGGCUUCGACCAACCCCUCGGUCGGCACCACGGACCCCAACGAGGCCUUUUACGCCGACGUCGCCAACCUGCGCGCCGACGUCGGGCGUCUCGUCGACGCCGGCAAGGAGGUCGUCCUGGUCGGCCACUCGUACGGCGGCGCCAUCAUCGGCAGCGCCGUCGAGGGCCUCGGCGCCCACCAGCGCAAGGCCACCGGCAAGAAGGGCGGCAUCGUCUCCCAGAUCUGGAUGACCGCCUUUGUCCUCGACGUCGGCGGCAGCCUGGGCGCCGGCGUCGGCCCCACUCUCCCCGAGUGGUGGAGCCUUUCUGCUGACAAGCAGUUCUUUUCCCCUCUGACUCCCGAGAAGAUCUUUUACAACGACGUUACCGACGAGGCGCUUGUGGCCAAGGCGUCCGCGUCCCUACACUCCGAGCCGUGGAAGAUCACGACCGAGACGGCCACCUACGCGCCCUGGAAGCACGGCUUCAACGUCGGCUACAUCUUCUGCGAGCUUGACAACGCCAUCCCCCUCGCCGUGCAGCAGGGCAUGGCCGCGCAGUUCCCCGCCGGCUCCUUUACCGCCACCAUGAACGCGAGCCACUCGCCCUUUAUGAGCAAGCCCAAGGAACUGGCCGACCACCUCGUCGCCGCCCUAAAGCACGCCAAGGCGCAGUAG
Molecule: messenger RNA, 828 nt
Organism: Gaeumannomyces tritici R3-111a-1
Lineage: Eukaryota; Fungi; Ascomycota; Sordariomycetes; Magnaporthales; Magnaporthaceae
Exons: 2
Coding region: 1-828 (275 amino acids)
Source: RefSeq, a predicted model, not a curated record